AUGAAGGAAGUUGUCACAGGGGAGGUUCCUAAAAAGAUUAGUGGUAUUCAGUUCAGUGCUCUUAGUGCUGCAGAUAUUGUUGCACAAUCUGAGGUGGAGAUCUCUACACGUGAUUUGUUUGAUUUAGAAAAGAACCGUGAACCAAAAGUAGGUGGUGCUUUAGAUCGUAGAAUGGGUGUAUCUUCCUCUUCUGCUGAGUGUGCCACUUGUCAUGGUAAUUUAGCAUCCUGUCAUGGUCAUUUCGGUCAUAUUAAAUUGGCUUUACCAGUGUUCCAUGUCGGUUAUUUCAAGGCUACUAUUCAAAUUUUACAAUGUAUCUGUAAAGAUUGUUCUGCACUUUUAUUAUCUGAUAAAGAUAAAAAACAAUUUUUGAGUGAAAUUCGUAGACCAGGUAUUGAUAAUCUAAGACGUAUGGCUAUUUUGAAAAAGGUUAAUGAUCAAUGUAAAAAACAAAGAAGAUGUUUAAGAUGUGGUGCGUUAAAUGGUGUUGUUAAAAAGGGUGCAGCCGGUGGUGGUACAGCCUCAUUAAAGAUUCUUCAUGAUACUUUCCGUUGGGUAGGUAAGAAAUCAGCUCCAGAGAAGGAUAAAUGGGUUGGUGAAUGGAAAGAAAUCUUGUCUCAUCAUCCAGAAUUACAAAAAUUUGUUAAACGUUGUACUGAUGAUUUGAAUCCUUUGAAGACUUUGAACUUAUUUAAACAAGUUAGCUCCGAGGAUUGUGAACUAUUAGGUAUUGAUGCCACAAUAAGUUCAGGUAGACCAGAAACAUAUAUUUGGAGAUAUUUGCCAGCACCACCAGUUUGUAUUAGGCCAUCAGUUGUCAUGCAAGAUUCUCCAUCAUCCAAUGAAGAUGAUUUAACUGUCAAAUUGACCGAAAUUGUGUGGACAUCAUCAUUAAUUAAAGCAGGUCUAGAAAAGGGUAUAUCUAUCAAUAACAUGAUGGAACAUUGGGAUUAUCUACAAUUGACUGUUGCUAUGUAUAUUAACUCAGAUUCUGUCAACCCUGCAUUGCUUCCAGGUGCAUCUCCUGGUUCAGGUAAAUCUAAACCUAUUAGAGGUUUUUGUCAACGUCUAAAGGGUAAGCAAGGUAGAUUUAGAGGUAAUCUUUCUGGUAAGCGUGUUGAUUUUUCCGGGAGAACAGUUAUUUCACCAGAUCCAAAUUUAUCCAUUGAUGAAGUUGCAGUACCAGAUCGUGUCGCUAAAGUCCUUACAUUUCCUGAAAAAGUCACUCGCUAUAAUAGACGUAAAUUACAACAAUUGAUUAUUAAUGGUCCACAAGUACAUCCAGGUGCAAAUUAUAUCCUUAAAAAAAAUGAAGAAGCAAGAAGAAAUUUACGUUAUGGUGAUCGUAUGAAAUUGGCUAAGAAUUUACAAAUUGGUGAUAUUGUUGAAAGACAUUUAGAAGAUGGUGAUGUUGUCUUAUUUAAUCGUCAACCAUCGUUACACAGAUUAUCUAUUCUAUCCCAUUAUGCAAAGAUUCGUCCAUGGAGAACAUUUAGGUUAAACGAGUGUGUUUGUACUCCAUAUAAUGCAGAUUUUGACGGUGAUGAAAUGAACUUGCAUGUUCCACAAACAGAAGAAGCAAGAGCAGAAGCAAUAAAUUUAAUGGGAGUGAAGAAUAAUUUAUUAACUCCAAAAUCUGGUGAACCUAUUAUUGCCGCUACACAAGAUUUCAUUACUGGCUCCUAUUUGAUUUCACAUAAAGAUUCCUUUUUUGAUAGAGGGACUUUUACGCAACUUCUAUCCAUGAUGUCUGAUGGUUCUUUGCAAUUUGAUAUACCCCCACCAGCUAUUAUGAAACCUCAAUAUUUAUGGACUGGUAAGCAAUUAUUUUCUCUUUUAAUAAAGCCAAAUAAAGAUUCACCCGUUGUUAUCAACCUUGAUGCUAAAAAUAAGGUUUAUGUUCCACCAAAAAGCAAAUUAUUACCCAAUGAAAUGUCUAGAAAUGAUGGUUUUGUUGUUAUUAGAGGUUCCAAGAUUUUAAGUGGUGUUAUGGAUAAAUCCGUUCUUGGUGAUGGUAAAAAACAUUCCGUAUUUUAUACUAUUUUAAGAGAUUAUGGACCUCAAGAAGCAGCAAAUGCCAUGAAUCGUAUGGCUAAGUUAUGUGCAAGAUAUUUGGGUAAUAGAGGGUUCUCGAUUGGUAUCAGUGAUGUUACGCCAGCAGAUGAUUUAAAAGCUAAGAAAGAGGAGUUGGUAGAAAUUGCAUAUGCCAAGUGUGAUGAAUUAAUUGAUUUAUAUAACAGAGGUAAGUUGGAGACACAGCCAGGUUGUAAUGAAGAACAGACUUUAGAAGCAAAGAUUGGUGGUUUAUUAUCGAAAGUUAGAGAAGAAGUCGGUGAAGUUUGUAUUAAUGAAUUAGAUAACUUGAAUGCACCAUUGAUCAUGGCUACUUGUGGUUCUAAAGGUUCUACAUUAAAUGUCUCUCAAAUGGUUGCUGUUGUUGGUCAGCAAAUUAUUUCUGGUAAUCGUGUUCCUGAUGGUUUCCAGGAUCGUUCCUUACCACAUUUUCAAAAAAAUUCCAAAACACCACAAUCAAAGGGUUUCGUCAGAAAUUCUUUCUUUUCUGGUUUAUCCCCACCAGAAUUCUUAUUUCAUGCUAUCUCUGGUCGUGAAGGUUUGGUUGAUACUGCUGUUAAGACAGCCGAAACUGGUUAUAUGUCUCGUAGAUUGAUGAAGUCUUUAGAAGAUUUAUCAUGUCAAUACGAUAAUACUGUAAGAACGUCAUCUAAUGGUAUUGUUCAAUUUACAUAUGGUGGUGAUGGUUUAGAUCCUCUAGAAAUGGAAGGUAAUGCUAAACCGGUUAACUUUAAUAGAUCGUGGGAUCAUGCUUCCAACAUUACAUUUAAUCAAAAAGAAAAAGGUUUGUUACCUUACGUCAUUCUACAAAAAACAGAUGAGGUUUUAAAACCACUCGAAGAAAGAUUAGUUAGAUAUGAUAAUUUAGGUAAUGUACUUCCUGAUGAAUUGGAGGAUAUGGAGGAAUAUGCAGAUCAACAAGAUGCUGAAAGAGACUUCUACAAGUCAUUAAGAGAAUAUAUUAAAGUCAAGGCAGCUCGUUUAGCGGCAAUUAGAAAAUCUAGGGGUUUGCAUGAAUUAUUAGAUGAGCCAGCCAAAGAAUUGCAGAGUAUAGAUAUGGACGAAAACGCCUCUGAACAAGCUAUAGAAUCUGUUGAUCAAUUAUGCAAGAUAACAGAAAGAACCGUUCUUGAAUUUUUGAAUAUUGCUCUUUCAAAAUAUCGUAAGGCAAGAGUGGAACCUGGUACUGCAGUUGGUGCCAUUGGUGCACAAUCUAUUGGUGAACCAGGUACUCAAAUGACUCUGAAAACUUUCCACUUUGCUGGUGUUGCUUCUAUGAAUGUUACAUUAGGUGUUCCUCGUAUUAAGGAAAUUAUCAAUGCUUCUAAAGUUAUUUCAACUCCAAUUAUCAAUGCUGCUCUAGUUAAUGAAAAUGAUGAAAGAGCAGCCAGAGUGGUCAAAGGUAGAAUUGAAAAGACUUUAUUAUCUGAUAUUGCAUAUUAUAUUCAAGAUGUUUAUAGGGACAAUUUGUCAUUUUUGGAAAUACGUAUUGAUCUUGGUACUAUUGAGAAAUUACAACUAGAAUUAACAAUGGAAGAUAUUGCAGUUGCUAUUACAAAGGCUCCAAAAUUAAAGAUCCAGGCAGCAGAUGUCAGUAUUGUAAGUAAAGACAAGAUUACUGUUAGUGUAUUUCCAGCAGAUUAUAAUGCCAAAUCGAUUUCUACCUCAGCAAGUGUUAAAGAUUCAGGUGAAUUAGAUGUUUUCUAUAAGAUGCAAUUGUUACGUCGUGCGUUACCAAACAUUGUUGUAAAGGGUUUACCUGAUAUAUCUAGAGCAGUUAUUAAUAUUCGUGAUGAUGGUAAAAGAGAAUUGUUGGUUGAAGGUUAUGGUUUAAGGGAGGUUAUGUGUACAGAUGGUGUUAUUGGUAAGAAAACUACUACUAAUCAUAUUCUUGAAGUUAAUGCAGUUCUUGGUAUUGAAGCAGCACGUUCUAGUAUUAUCGGUGAAAUUGAUUACACCAUGAGUAACCACGGUAUGAGUGUCGAUCCUCGUCAUAUUCAAUUAUUAGGUGAUGUGAUGACAUAUAAAGGUGAGAUUUUAGGUAUUACAAGAUUUGGUUUAAGUAAAAUGAGAGAUUCUGUUUUACAAUUAGCUUCCUUUGAAAAAACAACAGAUCAUUUGUUUGAUGCAGCUUUCUACAUGAAGAAGGAUGCAGUAGAAGGUGUGUCUGAAUGUAUUAUCUUAGGGCAAACUAUGUCGAUUGGUACAGGUUCAUUCAAGGUGGUUAAACCAACUUAUGUAACACAAGAAAAAUUAAAGCCAAAACCUACAUUGUUUGAAUCAUUGGCCUCUGGUCCAUUAUUGAAAACUAAUUGA
Arxiozyma heterogenica is the source of this 4389-nucleotide messenger RNA. It is a transcript of the gene RPO31, whose product is annotated as DNA-directed RNA polymerase III core subunit RPO31. Gene Ontology annotation, molecular function: DNA binding. Gene Ontology annotation, biological process: DNA-templated transcription. The coding region runs from base 1 to 4389 and encodes 1462 amino acids. Gene Ontology annotation, cellular component: RNA polymerase III complex. The record is from RefSeq and is a predicted model, not a curated record. Lineage: Eukaryota; Fungi; Ascomycota; Saccharomycetes; Saccharomycetales; Saccharomycetaceae. The transcript has a single exon.